Molecule: messenger RNA, 3187 nt
Organism: Gossypium arboreum
Lineage: Eukaryota; Viridiplantae; Streptophyta; Magnoliopsida; Malvales; Malvaceae
Exons: 4
Coding region: 161-2962 (933 amino acids)
Source: RefSeq, a predicted model, not a curated record
ACUCUAUGUCACCACCUUCUUCAACACCCUCACCUUGUCUCCUCCAUUUCUUAGAUCUUCAGACUUCGAAUUCUUUAAAACAUUUGCGACGAAUUAUCGAGAUAUAGAGAUAUAGACUUUGAAGUUUUGGUAUAGUUCUCUGGGAAUCUGAAUUUGUGAAAUGAGAUUUUCCCGGAAUCCAAAUAAUAGAAGUGGGGAUUACUUGGAAGGGAUGCUUAGUGAUUAUGUUGGAGGGAAGGCCAAGGUUAAAGCUACUAAGACAGGCUGUUCUUGGCUUGUGACAGCUCUCACUUGCCUGCAACUUGCCUUUGCAGUUUAUGCAACGAUCCUUUUGUAUUACAUGAGUCCAUCGGUGGAGUUAAGAACCAAACCAGAGUUUACGUGGGCAACAAGAAUAGCAAGAAACAUGAAACAGUUCAUCAUCCCACCACAUGUUCAUGGUCGCUACCAAGAGGCUGCUUCUUUAAUCACAGCUGAAAUCUUCUCUCCAAUUACCCCAUCACAAGUUUGUGAGCAUGAGAGGAUCGAUUUCGAGCAGAAGAAGUCCAGCGAUGUUCAAAUGAUCAAGUUGAAGAAAGAGUUGUAUGAUGAGAUAUUGGAUUUUCAAAGCAAGAUCAUCGGUACAGAGACUCUGUCCGAGUUAAUGGCAAUGAAAUCCCAAUGGGAUAUGCGCGGUCCCAACCGACCCAAAGUGACAGUGCUCUUGAACCAUUUCAAGAGAAAAACACUUUGUUCUCAGCUCGAUUCUUUGCUUCAGCAGUCGCUUCCAUUCCAUCAGGUUUGGGUGCUUUCCUUCGGGAGUCCAAACGAACACUCUCUAAAGAGAAUCGUAGAGAGCUACAAUGAUUCAAGGAUCAGCUUCAUUAGUUCAAGCUAUGAUUUCAAGUACUAUGGCAGGUUUCAAAUGGCUUUACAAACAGAAGCUGAUCUUGUGUAUAUCGUGGACGAUGACAUGAUUCCAGGAAAGAAAAUGCUACAGAUUCUAUCUCAUGUAGCAGGAACUGAAAAGUAUAAGAACUCUGUUUUGGGUAGCAUUGGAAGGAUCUUGCCUUUCAGACAGAAGGAUUUUACGUUCCCGAGCUAUAGGAAGUUCCGAUCGAAGGAGGCAGGGCUUUACUUGCCUGACCCUGCCUAUGAUAUUACUGUCCAGAAAAUUGUGCGGGUGGAUUUUCUUUCCAGCUCUUGGUUUUUAUCUGCUGAGCUUGUCAAGGCACUCUUCAUUGAGACACCUUUCACAUUCAUGACUGGUGAAGAUCUUCAUCUUAGCUAUCAGCUUCAGAAAUAUAGAAAUGCAGGCUCAUUUGUUCUUCCCGUUGACCCGACCGACAAAGAAACAUGGGGUGAUAGCGAACAUAGGCUUGCUUAUGUAUCAGAAACUACUGUGAUCUUCAAGGACAUAGUUCAAGUCCGAGAUGACCAGUGGUGGAGGGCGCUAAGUGCCGGUUAUGUAACUCAGUGGGCUGCAAUGUACCCUCAAAAGAUUGAUGCUCUCUUUUAUGCUCACAGUAUUGAUGAGGUCAAGGCACUUGCACCGCUACUCGAAAAGUUCAGGUCUUCUGUUGGUAAGAAGGCUUACAUUGUAGUUUCUGGAGGCAAUUUCUGCCCUUGUGAAGAUGCUGCAGCAGCUCUAAACUGGGCAAAGUCGGUUUGCAAAGAGCGAAGAUUUAAGAUUUUCGAUUUGCAAAUAGGGGCACUUUCAGGAGCAUCGAACUCCGAACUCCCGGUUCUGCAAGCAGUAUACUCUAGUUUGAAAGGAUUAAUCAAAAUUCAUAACCCCAGUGUGAUUAUCACGGUGACAGACAUUGAUCCCAUUGUCAAAAAAGCUUUGAAGAUGGCAUCCGAGACGAAUGCAAAUGGUACUGCACUCGUACUUUUACCGAGGUCUUCAGUCUCAAAGGUUCUAUGGAUGGCUGAUCUAAGAUCAACCGCAUUACAAAAUUGGAACCGGAUGCGGAUCUCCGUCAAUAUAAUUACUCAAAGCCGUGCACCUUCCUUAAGAAGGCUUCUUAAGUCUCUGAGUGAUGCAUACUAUAUUGGAGAUGAGAUCCCUAUCAGCUUCAAUAUGGACAGUAAGGUGGAUGAAGCAACUAUUAAGGUUGUUGAUUCAUUUGAAUGGCUUCAUGGCCCUAAAACCCUCAGAAGGAGAAUCAUUCAGGGAGGGCUGAUUCGAGCAGUUAGUGAGAGUUGGUAUCCAACAUCAGAUGAUGACUUUGGGUUACUACUUGAGGACGAUAUCGAAGUCUCUCCUUACUACUAUCUAUGGAUUAAAUAUGCUCUCUUAGCCUACCACUAUGACCCUCAAGUAUCCCUUCCCGAGCUCUCCUCGAUCUCUCUUUACACCCCUCGAUUAGUUGAAGUUGUGAAAGAAAGGCCGAGUUGGAACCCAACUGAAUUCUUCAACCGCAUUCACCCGAACACUCCUUAUCUUCACCAGCUACCUUGUAGUUGGGGUGCAGUAUUCUUCCCCAAGCAUUGGAGAGAAUUCUAUGUAUACAUGAACAUGAGAUUCACCGAAGACGCCAAAGCAAAUCCAGUUCAAAUCCCAAAGUCGAGAACGAACGGUUGGCAAGCUUCAUGGAAGAAAUUCCUCAUCGACAUGAUGUAUCUUAGAGGAUAUGUUAGCCUUUACCCCAACUUCCCAAACCAAGCUAGCUUUUCAACUAACCAUAUGGAACCAGGGGCUCAUAUCAGUGCAAAGGACAAUGUGGUUAGGCACGACAAAGCAGAUUUUGAAGUCCCAUUGUUGACGGAAGAUUUUAGAACCCUAUUGCCUAAUGGGAAAUUACCUCCAGCUUCAAAGCUGCCAUCACUUAACCUUUUCAAUCAACCUGUGUCACUGAUAGGGCUCAAAGCAGCAGGAGCCAAGUUGGGUCAAGAUGUAUUACCAUGCAACAAUGCUACAGAGAUUGUCACAGUUGAUCAUAUUACAGGUCUGCCACGGCAAUGCUCCAAAUUCAUAUGACUGAACCCUUUCUUCUUUUUCUAUUCUUUAUUUCUUCCAUCCACCCAAGUCUGAUAUUUUUGUUUGUUUUUUAUAUUUUGUGUUGAUAUGAAAAUCAAUGGAACCAUAAAAGGGAGAGAAAAAAACAAUGGGAAACAAAGGUUUUACCGAUGUUUUAUUUCUGUGGUGUAAAUUGUAAUUAUUUGUAUCCAACAAUGAAAUUAAACCAGCAUUUCUUUCUAUAAA